Messenger RNA from Rhincodon typus (whale shark), 316 nucleotides. Its product is annotated as protein FAM221A-like. Lineage: Eukaryota; Metazoa; Chordata; Chondrichthyes; Orectolobiformes; Rhincodontidae. The coding region runs from base 23 to 316 and encodes 97 amino acids. The record is from RefSeq and is a predicted model, not a curated record. The transcript has 3 exons.
UCCGUUGCUCAGCAACAGGCGGAUGGAGCGGAUCAGUUUGAACGAGGAGGCGGCGGCCGCUGUCGAUUCUUAUGUCGAAUAUCGGAGAAUUGUUGGUGAAGAUGAUGGUGGCACCCUUUUCACACCAGAGGAGUACGAAAGGUACAAGAAGGAAGUAUUGCCAAUACGAUUGCGAAAUCGAUUGUUCGUCAGCUGGACAUCACCCAAUGGCAUUGACUGCAAAUUAGUUGGUCCAGAAACACUCUGUUUUUGCAGACACAGCAAAUCCGUCAACAGUGCCACCACGCUACUAAAGUUUGACACUAACCUCUGGUAG